This is a messenger RNA of Owenia fusiformis, 2447 nucleotides long. Lineage: Eukaryota; Metazoa; Annelida; Polychaeta; Sabellida; Oweniidae. The record is from the annotation of a GenBank genome assembly.
GUCCCCCGAAGCGACUUCACUAGAUAAAUUGUCGUCCUUUUUCUAAACUGUACCAUAACCAAGUGCACGUGUGUUUGAUUGAUACUUGUAUAUAUAUUUUGAGUUCUUCAAUAAUUAUGCGGAUUACAGUAUUUAUAUUACUACUAGGAAUAUGUUACAUCAGAUGCCAAGAUGAUGAUGACCGCGAAGACCCAAGACGUGCUGGUAUUAGUGAGGCAUGUACUCCCAUACUAGGAUGCGAAGACCUCUAUGCCCAAUGUGUAGAGGGGGAUGGAGAGGGUGCAGGACUCGUAUGUAAAUGCCAAGUUGGCUACAUAGAGGCAAGUGGAAAAUGCACGAAUCUAGAUCAGACUUGUGCUCGUGGCCAAUCACCCUGCAGCGAUCCCAUGUCCGAAUGUGACUCUGAGAGCAACACAUGCAAAUGCUCCGAGGGGACGACUAACGUUAAUGGCGUUUGUGUAAAGGAUGACGUCACAAGCUUUGAUUGCCGUCGGGCAAAUGUUGGUUGCAAGGAGGGAGGCCAGUGCAACAUGGUAACAGGGCGAUGUGAUUGUAUGGACGGUUACGACAUGUUCGAUUGUGGGCUUGAGCUCUCCUUAGUCGACAAUGGUGAAAGGGUCCUCGUCAAUCCCGGCACAAAUGACACAACGACUGCUAUGCAAUACGCUUGUGAUGACUUUGGAGGAUGCCAAAAUGGGGGAAAAUGUUACACACCACAAGGAGGCCAACCCAUGUGCUACUGUGAUUGCUCAUACUUUGGAAAGACCUGUGAAAAUACGAGAGUUAUGGCUGAAUGUUCUUCUACAUCGAUGACCAUCUACGCCUUGCCCCAUGGUAACUUCAAGGGCAACGUCUACAUUAUGGGCGACAGUGAGACAUGUAAACUAGAGGCGGAUGAGCUUGCCGAUGAAGACUUCCAGGGUGUGAGGAUGAUCAAAUACCAGCAUAGAAACAUGAAGGCACCAAGAUGCUCCGUAUCACUGAAAGAAAUGCAGAACACUCCAAAAAAAGGAGACAAGACUUUCUACCAAGAUAUUAUCAUAGAGUACAGUGACAAGUUUGUUUCUACACUGGAUGCUAGAUACAGAGUGUACUGUGUGCAUUCGCAGGAUAAAGUUGUAGGGGGUGUAGUUGGAGAAAAGGUCAAGGUCGACCAGGACAAAGACCUUCCACAGGGACACAAAGCUGACGAUUCAUACUCUCCUCUUUCAAUGGAAGUCCUGGACGAGGCAGGCAACCCCGUAACCCAUAAGACAGCUGUUGAUCUUGGAACACCCCUCAGGUUAAAGUUUGCUCUUGAUACAGGAUCUGGACCCGGGGGUGCUGUCUUCACCAAAGCCAGAAUAGAGAUGGUCUGUGCCUUCGAUAGUUUGGACACUGAGAAACCAGACACAAAGCACAUCGACUUGGUUGUCAAUAGUUGCCCGGACACGCAGUCAGCUGGUGUGGUUGAUAUUCCGCUCUUAGACAUGCAGAUCAAUAUGAAAGCGUUCAAGUUCCAAGGUGCAAGCGAGAUGGUGAACAUACUGGCCAAGGUGAAACUCUGCCAAGAACAGAACGAGAAAGAAUGUGAGCCGAGGGACUGCUCUGAUGUACACACAGGAGGUGAAAACUCUGGUUUUGGUCGCAAGCGUCGUGGUCUCAAUACUUCUGAGCUCACUGUCUCCAGUUCCUUCAUCGUUGUGGGACUCAAAGACGAAGCCAAUAAACUAGAUUCGUCAUUAGAAAAACCAGCAUUAACAGUUGAAACUGGGUUAGGUUCAGUGACUCCAACAGUUGGCUGCUUCCAGAGUAUCGGGUUCCUUGUGACUGUUGGCAUCCUGUCGUUUGUCCUCCUCAUGUCUCUCAGUGUAGUCCUCUUCCUCUUUCUGCGCCUGCGCACUGAGCAACGUUUCCAUAGUGAUCACAUGAUGUACCAGGCAACCGCCUAUGAAAAUGCAGCAUACCCAGGAAAAAAUUAAGCCAAACCAAAACGACUUUUGAACACGAAACUGUAGAAUAUGCGUAGAUAAACAUAAUAUAUCAUAUUCACGAACAGUUCAAUUUCAAUUUAUUUCCAUCCAGUCACAGAAUGGUAGUUUAGUCAAUGUAAGCCAUUGUGGUGAAAAGUGAACUUGUAGAUGAUUUGUAAAUAUCUUAUUUAGUAAUACGUUAGUCGGAUUUUAUAUGUGAUUUAUUUAAUUUAUCAUAUUUAUGAAAAGUACAAUGUGAGCCAAAAAGGCAACCAAAAUAAAUGUAAAUAACUCAGUCAUCCGGCAUGGGUUGGUGGAACUGAGCCCUGUUCAAUGUUCUUUAUAUUUACCAAGUUUCAUUUCUGCUCCGAAUGGUCACGAUUUAUGGUCAUUUUACAAAACAUGCUUAAAGCAAACUUAAACGCGCCGGGUGAAGUUGUUCUAACUACCAACUCACAUACAUGUAUUAUGUUUAUUAUUCCCGUAUAUCGUAUA